GGUAAAGGACAAUGAUCCACAUAUCCGAAACGUUUUGUAGUUAGGCAAAACAAAGACCACGGAAAUUUGAACUGUUUUAAAUUUAAGAUCCAACUUAACUACCAAUUUAGUAUUUAUAGAUCUUGAAAAGGCAUAUGACAGGGUACCCUUAAAGAAAAUGUUUGAAGUAUUAAUGACAACCGGACUCAACAAUGUAUAUGUGUGUAUAUAUGAACCGUUUUUCAGUGAACAAAGGAUUAAAACAAGGCUGUAGCAUGUCCUCUACUCUAUUCAAAAUAUAUAUUCAGGAAGCCCAAAGAGAGUGGAGGGAAAAAAUAGCAAACGAUCAAGUGAUGAUAGCUUGCGAUGAAGACGACGCAGAUUACAUGCUGAGAAAUGUGAAAGAACACUAUGAGAAUUGGGGACUGAAUAUGCAGAAGACUGAAUAUAUGAAAGUAGGAGGAAAACACGAAGAUGAAGAUCCUGAACUAUAUGUUAGAAAAAUAAAAAGAGCUACAAAUUAUAAGUACUUAGGAAGCGUCAUAACGGAAGAAGGUAAUUCAAAAACAGACAUUCAAAAUGGAGCUCAGCAGGGAAGAAGAGCAACUCAAGCGCUUAAUUCCUUGUUGUGGUCCACCGGUAUUAAAAUAGGUACGAAAAUUAGAAUAUAUGAAGCAGUUGUGGAACCCAUCUUAACGUACGGCGCAGAAUGCUGGCAAAUGACGAAGAACGAGAAGAAAGUUAUCGACUCAGUACAAAUAGAUUUCUUGAGAAGAGCACGCCAAGUGUCGAGAGUAAAACACGUCAGGAAUGAAGAAAUACGAAGAAGAACAGGGAGAAUACAUACCAGCACUGACCGAAUAGAAACUAGACAACUUAUAUGGUAUGGGCACGUACAGAGAAUGAACGAUGAGAGAUGGCCAAAAAGAGCACUAAAAUAUACCCCCAAAAACAGAAGGAAAAAAGGAAGACCUAUGACCUCAUGGAACGAUGGUAUAAGAAAUAUAAUGAAGGAUAGAGCAAUUAAAGAAGAUGAGUGGAGGAAUAAAGAGAAAUGGCGGUCGAAAUGUGGGAUGUGGCAGCAACCCCACUCUACAACUUGCAUGGGCAAUCAAAGUAAACACACGAAGGCAAAACCACCCAAGACUAACCUGACGAGAAGUGAAGGACUGGCACUGCGUAGCCUGAACACGGAUGAGGAUAUCAUCAUACUCCCAGCGGACAAAGGAAACGCAACCGUUCUUCUGAAGACCGAGGAGUACGAUAGGAAGAUUGAGGAACUCUUGGACCCGGGAAGCUACAAACCCCUGAAAAAGGAUCCGACGCAAGUUAGACUACGUCUUACCAACCGGCUCAUCAAGUCAUCAUCACUGUCAGAACAAAUCAAGAAGCGCAUUGUGAGGACGGAGACUGUUCCACCAAGGCUCUAG
This is a messenger RNA of Cylas formicarius (sweet potato weevil), 1409 nucleotides long. RefSeq lists its product as uncharacterized. Bases 192 to 1409 code for a protein of 405 amino acids. The record is from RefSeq and is a predicted model, not a curated record. The transcript is spliced from 4 exons. NCBI's taxonomy places the organism in Eukaryota, Metazoa, Arthropoda, Insecta, Coleoptera, Brentidae.